GGAAGAUGCUCAUGCCGUUGGCCCACAGAAGCGGCCAAGAAACUUGAGAAGCCGUCGUCCAAGUUUGUGAGGGGUGGCGGUUACAACCUGUGACCCAUCCUGACGUGGAAGUUGAGAACGCAAGCAACGGAAAGGAGAACCAGGAGACCCGGGCAUGAGGGGAGAAGACGAUUCAGCCAGACUUCAUCCCCAGGGCAGCUGUCCUUCAUCUGGAGCAAACAGAAAUAUCUGGAGCAAACAGGAAUAGAAAGCAAAUGCAGGAUGGAGCAUUGCAACCACAGACUUCUGCUUAUUCUAAAUCUCCUUCCCGGGAUUGUGCUCAACCAAGACUUCAACGAAAGUGUCAGCCAUGCCAUUGGGAAACUUCCUGAGGACAAAGAGAUCUUCAGGAUCCAUCAACCUUCAGAGAAUGAUUCUCCUGACUGGUCCUCCACCUCAGCAGAAGCUCUGAGUUCCUAUGGAGAGAGUGAUGUCCAGCGCAUCAUUGGGGGAUACAUCGUCGCCCCCCGCUCUUCCAAGUACCUCGUGUCUCUUAAGAGGAAUACCGGCUCCCAUUUCUGUGGGGGAGCGCUGGUCAGUCGCAGAUGGGUCCUCACUGCGGCACACUGCAGAACUGGGAUCAACCAGAUGUUGAUCGUCGCUGGGGAAUAUUCUCUUUCCACUUACGAAGGCACGGAACAGAUAUUCCGGCCCGCCCGGAUGGUGGUGCACCCUGAUUACAGUGCCACGUCCAAAAAUGCAGACAUCAUGCUUCUUAAGUUGAACAAGCCAGUAUCCUACAGCUCCUCUGUCUCCAUUGUGCCUCUUCCCCAGCAAGGAACUACAGUAAGAGAUGGUCGCCUCUGCCAAGUCUCUGGCUGGGGCUACACCACCCCCGUUGGGGGGAGGACCUCCGACACCCUGCGCAGUGUCCGCCUCCCCAUCAUUGCUACUCGGAAGUGCAACAGCUCAGCUUCGUAUGCUGGAUAUAUCACUAAGAAUAUGAUCUGUGCCGGGUUCAACACCGGAGGCAAAGAUGCAUGCCAGGGAGACUCGGGUGGGCCUCUGGUCUGUGAAGGACGUGUCUUUGGAAUCGUUUCCUGGGGAAACAGCUGUGCCAGUCCCAGAUAUCCGGGUGUCUACACAGCAGUGGCCAACUUUCAGAAAUGGAUUUACAAGACGAUCCUCAAGCAAUAGUCCAUAUGCAUCAUUUUUUUCCUGGAAAAUAAUAAUGUGGCAUCAUCUCUCUGCACUGAGUGAUAAUUCCACUAGUUCCACUGAGUGAUAAUUCUCUCUUGGGUGGAUUAAAAUUGCAUUUGAGCUUUCCUGUUUUAAGCUUUUUAAAAAGUGUACAUUUGCACCCCAAUCCAGAUGGGGGCCAAAAAUAUAUAAACAGGUGCUCC
Messenger RNA from Sphaerodactylus townsendi, 1382 nucleotides. Its product is annotated as trypsin-like. Lineage: Eukaryota; Metazoa; Chordata; Lepidosauria; Squamata; Sphaerodactylidae. The coding region runs from base 262 to 1176 and encodes 304 amino acids. Gene Ontology annotation, molecular function: serine-type endopeptidase activity. The record is from RefSeq and is a predicted model, not a curated record. Gene Ontology annotation, biological process: proteolysis. The transcript has 7 exons.